UCUUCGUCGCAGCUUUUCUCUUCCAUUAUUAGCUUCUUCUUCUUCUUCUUCUUCUUCUUCUUCUUCUUCUUCUUCUUCUUCUUCUUCUUCUUCUUCUUCUUCUCACUUGACACAUCAACUCAUGUAGAUUGAAAGAUAGCUAGCAUUAAUUAGUUCGGUACCUGGACGUUUAAGAUUCCAUCAUCAUGCGAGAAUCAUCCGCGGGAGGAGGAGGGGAUCCGGUGAAUCUAUCGGUCAACGGGCAGUCGCAGGUGCCACCUGGAUUCAGAUUCCACCCCACCGAGGAAGAGCUCCUCCACUACUACCUCCGCAAGAAGGUCGCCUCCGACAGGAUCGACCUCGACGUCAUUCGCGAGGUCGAUCUCAACAAGCUCGAGCCCUGGGACAUCCAAGAGAGGUGCAAGAUAGGUUCGACGCCGCAGAGCGACUGGUACUUCUUCAGCCACAAGGACAAGAAGUACCCGACGGGCACCCGAACCAACCGGGCCACGGCGGCCGGGUUCUGGAAGGCUACGGGGAGGGACAAGAUCAUAUACAGCAGCUACAAGAGGAUUGGGUUGAGGAAGACGCUGGUUUUCUACAAAGGUCGGGCUCCUCACGGCCAGAAGUCCGACUGGAUCAUGCACGAGUACCGCCUUGACGACGCUGCAUCUACGGACACCACCACCACCGCUUUCAUCAUCUCUUCCCCUGGAUUGAAUCACGUUGGUGGCAACUACAUAAUCGGAGGAGGAGAUCAAGGAGGCUCGGAAGAAGGUUGGGUGGUCUGCCGCGUAUUCAGGAAGAAGAACUACCAAAAAAGCCUAGAGAGCCCCAGAUCCGGUUCCUCCUCCGCCAACAACAACAACAACAACCUUCACCAUCACGCAUCACACAUCAUCAUGACGCCACCACCCGCCAGGUGCGGCGGCGACGACGACAACGGAGUCCUCGACCAAAUACUCACCUACAUGAGCAAGCAGCAGCAGCAGCACGACUGCAAGGCCGAGAACUCCUUCGCCAACAACACUAGGUUCAUGCAUCUGCCGCGGCUGGUGGCCGAUUACGAAAACCAACAACAACACUACCACCAGCAAUCAUUCGGCGACGUGACAACGGAGAAUAAUAAUAAUAAUAAUAAUGUUAAUAAUAAUAAUAAUAAUAAUGAAGCUUCCUGCUGCACCAACCACGGCACCGGCUUUGAUGCGACAGGUUCGGGUCACGACAACAAACAUGGAAGGGUGAUGAUGAUGUCGUCGCAGCAGCAGGUGGUAAAUGACUGGACUGCCCUCGACCGUCUCGUUGCAUCCCAGCUCAACGGCCACCUCCACGACGAGGUUGACCUGCUCAACGACGGCGACGACGAUGACUUCAUCGACGGUGGCGACGACGACGGUGGUCGUAUUGGUCAUCAUCAUGGUGUUGGUAGUGGCAUGCAUGUGGAUCUCUGGAGUAAUUUCGGCAAGUCGGAAACUUCUCCGUCGUCAUCAUCAGACCCAUUAUGCCACUUGUCGGUUUGA
Linum tenue is the source of this 1499-nucleotide messenger RNA. The record is from the annotation of a GenBank genome assembly. NCBI's taxonomy places the organism in Eukaryota, Viridiplantae, Streptophyta, Magnoliopsida, Malpighiales, Linaceae.